UUGUCAAUAUUAAAAAGUUAGCAAUUAGCGGUGCGACGUUUUGUGUUUCCGCAUAGCUCGCAAUCCAGAUCGCAUUGCUCGCUCCACAGGAUCUAUCCCGUUUAGGUCUCUGUCUCUGGAUCCAUUCUGGAUCUAGCUUUAGACACUGUAAAGCGGAGCGUGGGCAAUGAAACUUAUGAGAAAGUUGCGAAAACGUUUUUAGUCUUCGACAACAAAUUUUGCAGUAUUUGUUUAUAAGGUUUAAUAAGUUGUAUUGCGUUGCUCAUGGUUUCAGUAUCACGCCAGCGAAAUUCUUUUCGUUCGGUUAUCCUCUGAUAACGCGCUUUACUGAAUGGCAGAUGUGAGACAGAACGUUGUGUGUUUUGAUAGGGACUGAUCGCCAUGCGCAUAAUCUUUGUGAUAAGUUCGUUUUCAAUCGAUCAAAUUAAAUCCGAAAACGUCGCCAAAUAGCUUUGUUUGCGAACACAUCACGCGAUUGUCUUUGGGUUUUUCAGUUAACAAGGAGAAAUAUCAGCACUGAAAUGCUACGUUCGACACGAUAUUAGUCAAGACGAUAAAGAAGUCACCUGUCCGCCGCCUCUUGAAUCGUCUCUAACGAUGGUCUGCGUGAAAACGACUUUUGUACAGGACGCUAACAACGCUGAUCUCUUCCUCGCCCUGACUGGCAUGAAGAAAGGCUGCCGAAUCCACCCGAAUGUCAAUUCAAAAGUGGAAUGUGCAACGGGAGCGAUUGAUAGUACUCACUACGAACACUGCUACUGCAACACCGAUUUGUGCAAUUCAGCUGAUCACCGGACUGUGAUGCCCUGGCUAGGAUUGGGAAUAAUGGCUACAGUUUUCUUUCGAUGGGUGUAAAUUUUUCUCUAGUCCGGGACUAUAACAACCGCAAGUAAGGGAAAAAUGCCGAUGGUGUGCAUUCCAUAGUUUGCACUUUAAAAUGACAUGAUUAUUUUUAACAGUUUUUCAAAUGAUACCCCCAUGAUUAUCACAGCUUCGCAAGAAUGCUGAAGUAAUCCGUACCAAUACUGGAGACAGUUAAUAGGUGAAAAUCAUAAAAAAUACCACGUUUCUUGUAAAUGCAUUUAGCAUCAUUUCCACAAUUUUGCGCUGUACAAGAAGCUAUUGUUGCGUCCAAUGAAUUUCUUAAAAAAAGGUGGCAUUUUUUGGUGGCGUUUCUGAGGACGGGUUUUGCGAUUAUAGCAGUGAUUUUUGUUUAUUUUCGUUUGUUCGUGGGUAGCAAAGAUCUGGAAUUUUUAAUUAAGUAAAACCACAACCGGGCCCACCAACAAUUAUAACUGCCAGUUUGGCGUUAAAGUUCAAUAACUGCUUGUAUUCGGAAUAAAUUUAAAAAUCUUUAAGCAACUAGAAAAACUGAGACAACUGAAAAAACUGAGACAAACAAAGUUGAUUAAGUUUCGGCGAUGCAUUUUCCCCAACGAAAUGGCGGGUCACCUCCUACACUGGAAAACGCAAAACGAGAAAUCACGAUGUGGCCCAAAUUUUUUUUUAUUUUGCCAAUAAUUGAACAGACAGCCGGGGAAAGACAUCAUCACUUUGGCUCCCUGGCGCGAAAACAAGAAGGCAAAUCACGUGUACGCAAGGCAAGCAGAGGCAAAUCACGUGUACCCAUCUGCACUUCCAAGCAGUGCAUCAUAAUAUGUGAACCAUACAGCUGCAUCCAGGCUGAUCCAGCGAAGCUCUAAGAUUUUCCAGGUUGAACCAGCGAAACCGACUCCGCCUACGUUCUGAAAAAUCCGGUGCUGAUUUCACGCAAAGGAUGGCGGAAAGCGAUCAAAUACACGGCUUGACGGAUACAGCGACUGAAAAACCAGAAGAUCGACAGAAUACAGGAACCGGAUGUUUGUCGUCCACGUCAGCAUUGCUCUUUUCGUUAAGUACUUUCACUCCGCACUAAGGGCUGUGUAGCGCCAAGCCGCGUGAUCUUCCGAGAAGCCGGCAAAGAUAAAAAGUUUCCUGCACUCACACUCUCAGAGUUUGGUAACGUCAUCCCGUAAUGCACCGAGAAAAAAAACCGGGCAUAACGGCACAUACCAGAGUUCUUGGUACCGGCAAAUUAAACAACUGAAGUGCCGGACACCACUGUUGCAUUUGAUGUGGGUUUUCCUGAUCUGUUCCAGAUGAGCAUCUCUGCUCUCAAUCUGUAGGCUGCAUUGCUGUUGCACUUUUAGACAUAUCAGCUGCAUUAUGUAGCUGCCGCAACCUUUUUGUUGUGCGUACCUGUACCUGCGACAUAACCAUAGCGCUUCCGCUUUUUUAUAACAAGGACUAAUAAGCAAAAAACCACAACUGCUGCCACUUUUGCAUUGAUGUUUAGUAACUGCUUGCUUUCGGAAUAAUGGCCACUUAUCCCAAUCGCAGCUUUAACCAAACCAGUUUUACUGAAGACUCUGCUAAUCUUACCGAAGUCGUCGAUGAAUCGUACACAGACUAUUACUAUUUCAACAGCUGGAUUUUCAGUGAGAAUCUCGACGUCGUUCUCUGCUGUUUUUGUCUGACGCUGAAUCCGCCCAUCAUCGCCCUCUUCAUCCGGCUUCCCCAUCUGCGCAGUUGUCUCGCCGUGUACGUGACCUUUCUGGCCGGCUGUAACAUUCUGCAGGGCAUCAGCUAUCUCCUGGUGGUUUAUCUGUCGUUCUUCCUCCAGAAUAUCAGCGAUGACUGGGAUUACUGUGUAUUUUAUGUUUAUUUUCGCGAAGUGCUGCUGGCAAUGCCGCUGCAGAUGCACGCGCUGAUCGCCUUGUCGCGCUUAUGGGCCCUCAGUUUCCCGGCCGUAUACGAGCGUCUCCACACGCCGGCGCUGGCUUGGAUAUUGUCUCUGGCGACGGCCGCGGCCACCAAUCUCAUUUAUCUUCCCUUUAUUCUCUGGGAUCGCUUCUUCUCGCUCGAAGAAUCCUCUGCUUGCGGCCGGAAUAUCAUUAUCUUUGGCAAUGAGACAGUGACUGCUUUUUGGGCGGCACUGCAGAUCAUGGUGCACAAUGUGCCCAUGGUUUUCAUCCUUGUCAGCUACCCACCACUGUUCUGGCUGUAUCGGAGGGAACAGCGCCGCAAGGAGAAGCUCAUCGAGAAGCAGGCGGAGUUGCUGAACUGUUAUUCGGUCAAUUUGAGCCGGCGUGCAUUCAUAGAUGCGAUAUAUUUUCCGAAAGAGCAACAGGUACAGACUGUACAGCUGGUAGAGAAGAAACCGUUUUUCCGGAUUCGUCCGUUCAUGACGCUGACUGCGCUGACACUGAGCACCGUUAUCUGCUCGACGCCAAUGUUGGUCGUCUACGAUAUGUUUUUGACUGGUUCAAUGUUGGUCAAUGGGUUCGAGUAUCGGAUUGCCUGCUUGUUGAUGCUCUGUCAGCCCAUUCUGGAUCCGGUGUUUUUCGCGCUGAGCAUACAUUCCGUGCGGCAUACAAUUGUUGUCGCAGUGGUCCGAACAUGGAAUUGGCUGCGGUCAUAAGAAUUAUUUUUUUAGGACUUUUUCGGGUGAGCUGGUCUGGUCUGUUUGGUCUGGUCGACCAAAUGGUCUGUUUGUUGAUUUCCUACAUGUUUUGAGUAUUGUUCCUGAUCUCAUGAAUCAUGUACGAUAUAAUGCGGUGAUGUUCUUUUUAUCAAACGAAAAGGGGAAAUACUGUAUGUAGAGCGCACUAGUUACUUAGCGCACUAGAGCACAUUUGAACAGUAAUUACAACGUUAUAAUCAUGAUAAUACACCAUUGCCGUACAGUUGGAUAAUUCUACUGAUGGGCAGGAUGGUAUCUAUGUUCCGGUUUAACACAAAAAUCUGGUCAACAACAAAAAGGCAGUAUUAAAAGGCUAUGACAAAAAUAUUUCCUCUAGCUUCUCGUGAUCCGGUAUUGUGCCCAUCACGCACAAAGCGUUUCCUCUCUGAAUUUGUAUGGAGAUCCGCUGCCGGAAGAAUUUUUCGCGCGAGGUUGUCCGGUAGCGGCUGCGACGAGGUGUCCGAUUCUGUCGACCAGUUUCUUAGCUCCGUCGCCCAAGGGUCCGUAUAUUUCAAAAGCCGCGGCGGCAAAAUUAUACCUUGGCUGAAGCCACGCAUGUUUCGCGAGCUUUUUCGUUUCCGCCAGCUCCGCUGCGGCACCGACGUUGACGGUGGUACGGUCAAUAUACGAACCUGCCAGGGUGUCCACACAGGUCACGUCUAUUGCGAGUGGUUUGCCAUUUUCCCAUGGGAUGAGCGUAACGACAUCCGGCCUUUUAUUAACUUUUAUGCCUAAUCCCUUUGGUUCCAUUCUGGCAGGGAAACCACAUGUCGUUAGCGCGCGAGCGAACUCUCUGCUGAUGCCAUCAUGUCUAGGUAAACGUCCAGCUGAUCGUUUACACCGCAUUCCGUGCCUCCCGAACUCGUCCACCCAUUCACCGCAAUUACACUCAUGAGGGGUGACUAUUGGGGCGCCUAAUCGUAGAGCGACACUGGUUUGAAAAUCAAUAUUUUCCAGCAGAUUGCCUAAGCAAGCAGCUGGUAAGGCGUGGAUCCAAUAACCGGAUUCAGGAGUCGACACCGCCUUCAGGUGUGCAAUUUCCGUGGCAGAGACACGGAGUGUCGAAAGGUGAGAGAGUGAACGCAGGGUUGCGACAGUGUCCCAGGCUUUUUGGAUGCUUUGGAGAGGUUCAGCUGGCAAACUAUCAAACUAGUAUCUACUUACGCUAUCUACUUACUUUACUUACGCUAGUAUCUACUUAUCAAACUAGUAUCUACUUACGCUACACGUGGGGCCGCUGUUUUAUGUUUUAAGCUUACAAUUGCCUAUUAACGUAAUUUUAACAUUGGUUAAAAAGAUUCACUCUCCGGUCGCUCUAUUGUAAACCUCUAAUCGAAGCAUCAGAAGAAGCAUCUAAAGUAAGGACCUGUGCCGUGCCAACAGUUCAAUGUGGUGGGUUUUGGGUUUGCUCUAGUCGGGAAGCCCUAUUCGAUCCACAAAUCAACCGUGUAGGCACACACUGGAAUGGGAUAAUAUGACAUUUGGGAUCAGCAAAAGUCUCUCAGUCUGUGGUGUCGCUCAAAUGUUUUUCGUGGGAUACCUUAAUAAUAACAGUUUCGCAAAUUUGCGCAUUUGGGCAAAAGAGAACACUGUAUUUGACGGACACUCACUCGUACGAGAAAACGUGUUCCAACUACAGUCGUUCUACAGUGCUCCACGCAAAGGUCACAGCUUCCGAGAAAUCUCGGCUAAAAUCGGUAACUGACGACGGUCGCUGGUAAAUUUUCCGAAAAUACCGCGCCUAUAAUAUAGGGGGAAAAAUGUGUCUAGCCGAACCAGUCCCUUGUACUUCUGAUGUAAGCCAGCUGGUGGUUUACGUUGUGGGUGCACAGCGUCUUAUGUAAAGCGCUGCUAUUAAGGCAGUGCGGCACUGACGGUACAUGUGGUAUUAGCUGCACCAGGCAGAUCCGGGCUAUAAUGCAGUCUUAGCCUGUUUACCUGCAGUUGUACG
Molecule: messenger RNA, 5453 nt
Organism: Paramacrobiotus metropolitanus
Lineage: Eukaryota; Metazoa; Tardigrada; Eutardigrada; Parachela; Macrobiotidae
Exons: 4
Coding region: 2357-3460 (367 amino acids)
Biological process (GO): G protein-coupled receptor signaling pathway
Cellular component (GO): membrane
Molecular function (GO): G protein-coupled receptor activity
Source: RefSeq, a predicted model, not a curated record